Molecule: messenger RNA, 1050 nt
Organism: Microcebus murinus (gray mouse lemur)
Lineage: Eukaryota; Metazoa; Chordata; Mammalia; Primates; Cheirogaleidae
Gene: NLRC4
Product: NLR family CARD domain containing 4
Biological process (GO): defense response to bacterium; detection of bacterium
Source: RefSeq, a predicted model, not a curated record
AUGAUAACUAAAAAUCUUUUGGUUGGUGAUUUGACUGACAACUUGGGUAAUUUGAAGAACCUUAUGAAACUCAUACUGUAUAACAUUAAUAUGAAUGAGAAAGAUGCUAUAAAACUGGCAGAAGAUCUGACAAACCUGAAGAUGUGUUUAUUUCAUUUAACCCACUUGUCUGACAUUGGGAAGGGAAUGGAUUACACUGUCAGGUCUCUGUCAAGUGAACCCUGCGACCUUGAAGAAAUCCAAUUAAUCUCCUGCUGCUUGUCUGCAAAUGCAUUUCUGAACUGCUCUCCAUUUCUUCAAGUUGCCAGGCUGAACAUCCUGGAGCAGCUCACUGCACUGAUGCUGCCCUGGUGCUGUGGUCUGCAAGUCAGCCUGACCAGCCUGGUGGAGCAGAAGGAGGGCCCACAGCUCAUCAAGCUUGGGUUCAAACAUUGGAGACUCGCAGAUGCAGAGAUUAGAAUUUUAGGUGAAUUUUUUGGAAAGAACCUGCUGAAAAACUUCCAGCAGUUGGAUUUGGCAGGAAAUUGUGUGAGCAGUGAUGGAUGGCUUGCCUUCAUGGGUGUACUGGAGAAUCUUAAGUAAUGAGUGUUUUUUGACUUCAGUACUGAAGAGUUUUUGCCUGAUGCAGCAUUAGUCAGAAAACUUAGCCAUGUGUUAUCCAAGUUAACUUUUUUGCAAGAAGCUAGGCUUGUUGGGUGGUAAUUUGAUGAUGAUGACCUCAGUGUUAUUAAAGAUGUUUUUAAACUAGUAACUGCUUAAAUAAAGCGUACCCUAAGUGCUCUGGGUACCCCAUUAUUUUUAGCCUAGUGAUUUUAAAAUCUUACAAAAGGAAGCCAAAGAAGAUAAGGAAGUGGAAAGGACUUUAAUUUGAUAACAUGUGCAAUAGUUUUGUGUCUCAUCUCUCCUACUAGGAUUAUUAACUCCUUGAAAGGACUCUUGUUACCUCUUUGUGUUACCCUGGGCGCCAAGAAUACCAGGUCACAAAAAGUGAUAUAUUGUAUGUAUAUUUACUUAGUAUAGUGCCUGGCAUGUAAUAGAUUCUCAAUAAAU